AUGAGUAAGAAAGGUAAGAAGAGGAACUUCACAGAAUGUGAGUUGGAGACACUCGUCAACGAAAGGAGUGAGUGGGAGAGUGUGUGUGAGGCGGUGAAUGCUGUGGGGUCGGAGCAGCGCACACUUACAGAGGUAAAGAAAAAGUGGUCGGACAUCAAGGUGGACGUCAAGACGAGGACUAUUGUCCAACGCCAAAGCGUGGCCAAAACAGGCGGGGGGAGAGGUAUGGAUAAACUCACCCCAUUUGAGCAGAGAGUCGCCGCUAUUGUGGGCGACACUGCUCUCACAGGGGUGGUGAGAGCAAACGUGGGUGACUCGGAUCACCCCCAAGCCUCCCCUGCGUCAGCUGAUCCUCCGGUCCGCCGCAACAGCCAGCUGCUGAUGCCCGUCCGGGGCACACAUGCUUAA
Stegastes partitus (bicolor damselfish) is the source of this 408-nucleotide messenger RNA. Lineage: Eukaryota; Metazoa; Chordata; Actinopteri; Pomacentridae. The record is from RefSeq and is a predicted model, not a curated record.